UAAAGCGCAAAAGCGGUUUGCGUUAAAAAACAACAAAAACAUGAUACAUUUAAGCUCACACUAGCGAAUGUUCAAUUGACUUAAGUGACUAUAUAAGAGGUAUUAUUCGCCGCUAAGGGGAUCAGUAUUUCGGCGUCGAUUAUGGAGCUACCACUUGCCCUCGUCCUGCUGUCCGGCUGUGCUCUCGGCUACGCCCAUGGACACGCCCUUCAAUUACCAUCAGGCGUUCAAAGGUGCGAACUCAUGGACGAUAGCUGCCUGCUGAAAGGAGUGGAGUUUGUUUUAAAAAACUACGCCAAGAGCGGCGUCAAAGAACUUGGACUGAUUCCUCUGGAUCCGCUGCACAUCAACAAGUUCCAAAUCGGCAGGAACCCCCACAGUCCAGUAAACAUAGAUCUCAGUUUUCGCGAUGUUGAUCUCCUCGGUCUAGGCGAUGCGAUUCCCAAAAGAGUGGGUGGAUUCACCCUAAACCUGGGACGCUCUAUAGAGCUGGUAAUGGAGGUGCCCGAACUAGCUGUAAAAGGACCUUACUCCGUGGACGGCAGGGUACUCAUUUUGCCCAUUGUUGGCAAAGGCAAUGCCAAAAUUAUACUAAAGAAAAGCAGAAUCCAUGCAGUGAUCAACUUUAAACCCGUUUCCAAGGGAGAGCACCAAACGUUUGCCGAGGUGGUCGACGUCAAGGUAGAUGUGAGUCCAUCGCAUGUCACCUACCACUUGGAGGGCCUCUUCAACGGGCAAAAGGAACUCAGUGAUAACAUGCAUGCUCUGAUCAACGAGAACUGGCAGGAGAUAUUUAACGAACUCAAGCCGGGUAUUGGAGAGGCUUUCGGUCUAAUCACCAAGGCAGUGCUGAGCAAAGUUUUUGGCAAAUACCCGCUUGAGCAGCUCUUCAUUGUUUCUAACUAACCCGUAGAGUAAAAAUGUUAUAGAAUUUUUAAUUUUGUGAACAUUUAUUGACUUUAGAAAUUCAAAUGCAAAGCAGACCUUGACUACAAAGUUCCUUAAUAAAUAUGACAUAUAAUUAAAAAAUAAA
Messenger RNA from Drosophila ananassae, 1033 nucleotides. RefSeq names its product protein takeout. The transcript has 4 exons. The record is from RefSeq and is a predicted model, not a curated record. Bases 142 to 906 code for a protein of 254 amino acids. NCBI's taxonomy places the organism in Eukaryota, Metazoa, Arthropoda, Insecta, Diptera, Drosophilidae.